Messenger RNA from Oreochromis aureus, 3625 nucleotides. RefSeq names its product F-box and leucine-rich repeat protein 13 (gene fbxl13). Gene Ontology annotation, molecular function: protein binding. Bases 162 to 1985 code for a protein of 607 amino acids. The transcript has 17 exons. The record is from RefSeq and is a predicted model, not a curated record. Gene Ontology annotation, cellular component: SCF ubiquitin ligase complex. Gene Ontology annotation, biological process: SCF-dependent proteasomal ubiquitin-dependent protein catabolic process. NCBI's taxonomy places the organism in Eukaryota, Metazoa, Chordata, Actinopteri, Cichliformes, Cichlidae.
CUGGUGGUGCACGGUGAAUUUGAUCUGGUUGCAUUUUUACUGUGAAACAGUAACUCAGCUUCAGAGAAUCUAAAGACUUUCUCUCACUGUUAAUAAGUAAUAAGAAGUGGAAGAGGUUCAUUGCACAGAGCAAGAGAGAUACCCUGGAGUUGACUCUGCAGAUGGACUUGACAAAAAAGCAUUUUGAGAGGAAAUGCCGGCAGGUUGCACUUACCAAACUGUUGAGCUGGGUCAAAUUACACAAGAGGAUGAAAGCUGUGGGAUUUACUGAAAUGGACAACAAGCAUCAGCAGAGUGAAAAAGGAUGUGAUGCACUCUCUGUGCUCCCAAACAGCCUCUUACUGAAGAUCUUUCAGUACUUAGAAUUACAAGAACUGCUAAACUGUGCUGAAGUAUGCUGCACAUGGAAAUCUAUCAUCCAGUCUGGCGUGUUGUGGAGUCAGAUCAACCUAUCUGUGGCCAAAGACUGGAUAACAGAUGGCACAGUGAAGAAAAUUCUGCAGAGUUACCGCUUAUUUGUGACCCAUCUUAACCUGCGUGGCUGCACCUCCUUGCAGUGGCCUAGCCUGAGAUUUGUCAGUGAAUGCAGAAACCUGCAGGAGCUCAAUGUGUCUGAGUGCCUUAAUGUUACAGAUAUGAUGGUCCAGAGAAUUUUGGAGGGCUGUCCCUGCCUGCUCUACUUGAACCUUUCUUGCACCCUUUUAACAAAUAAAACUCUACAACAGCUGUCCAGAAACUGCCUGAGCCUUCAGUAUCUGAGUCUGGCCUACUGCGAUAGAUUCACAGACGAAGGUUUUCUGUACCUGACCACAGGGAAGGGCUGCCACAGUCUCAUCCACCUCAACUUGUCCGGCUGCACCCAGUUGACCGUGAAUGGGUUCAGAUAUAUUUCUGCUGGAUGUCCUGCACUUGAAGAGAUUGUGGUCAACGACAUGCUCACGCUCUCAGAUAGCUGUGUCCUGGCCCUCCUUACCAGAUGUCACUGCUUGCUUGCUAUUUCUCUGCUGGAUGCACCGCAUCUUUCCGAUAUCACUUUCAAAGCUGUUGCUGAAGCAGUCAAACUGAAGUCUCUCAGCAUAGAGGGCAACUACCAGCUCACAGACUUCAGCUGGAACGCCCUGUGCAGAAGCUCACAAGGUCUCCGCAGGCUCCAUGCUGCAGAAUGCCCCAGGAUGACUGACGCAAGCCUGAAAUCUGUAGCCUCCCUCCAACAUCUGCGAUAUCUUAACAUCUCGUAUUGCAACAGGGUGACUGAUGUUGGGGUGCAGUAUUUGACUAAAGGCUGCUCAGCGAAUGAACUGCAAGAACUGAAUGUCAGUCACUGCAGUCACAUCACCGACAUCUCUGUCAUGAGGAUUGCACAAAGGUUGUGUAAACUUCAUCAUCUCAAUCUGAGUUACUGCGAGAGGCUGACGGACUCGGCUGUGGAGUGGCUGGGUUGGACCUCCCUCUGCUCACUUGACCUCAGCGGCUGCAACAUCCAGGAUGAGGGACUGGCCACUCUUGAGGGAAUUCCCUUGAGAAAAUUGGUUAUUGCCAAGUGCUUCUCUGUCACAGACGCUGGAAUUAAGAAGCUGUGCAAGAAUGUGACAGACCUGGAACAUGUUGAUAUCUCUCAUUGUGUGGCUCUGUCUGAUGCAGCCGUCAGAGCCUUUUCGUUUUACUGCAGAGGCCUAGUCGCACUGCGGAUGGUCGGCUGUUUUAAGAUGACCGAUAUGGCAGUGCAGUAUCUGACAAGUGGAUCUCAGUACUUGCGAGAGCUUGAUGUGAGUGGCUGUGUUCUUCUCACAGAUCUCACACUUCGGUACUUGGAAAGAAUUUGUCCUCCACUCAGUUCCAUCACGAUGGCCUGCUGCAGCCGCAUCUCGAGGGCAGCUGCCUCAAAACUUCAGCCACGUGUGACAUACUGGGAGCACAGCAGCGACACCCCUCCAUACUGGUUUGGAUACAACAUGGGGCAUCCGGUCACAAAACCCACCAAGUGAUGAUCCAUGAAGAGUGGCAAAGCAGUAAUCAGUAAUGACAACUGGACAAGUCCAUGGAGGAAAUAAACAGUUUUACCUGUGUGGGCUUUCUGGUCUGUACCUGUCGGGAUAGAAGCCUACAACACAAAGUUUUACCUGCUUUGCUAACACAUUUCAUUGGUUUCCAACAGCACAGUUGAAGUGGUGUACUAGUUUACUUCAGGAGCCAGUUUGUAGUCCUUUUAUUGUUUAUCUCUUAAUAAUAUAGCAACUUUUUCUCACUGGAAAUCAUAUUUAUAUGCACAGUUUCUCAUGGACUUGAUGUAGCCGGCCAUCACUGGUCUGCAAUGACUGAAUUCAAAGUUUGUUUCAAAUUCAGAAAUGACUCAACAUAAUCUUUAGAACAGGGGUCUCAAACUUAAAUGAGCCACUGCUGGCACUGUCAUCUCUUUGGAGGGCCAAUUUAGUCUUCAAGUAGUACAAAAGCAAAACAAGAAAACACCCACAAAUAUUUCCAAAAAUGUAGUGUUUUGUUUGUUUUUUUAAAUUUCAAAUAUUGUAUAGCAAAACUGUAAACGUGAAGUAGGGGUGAUGUGGGCUGCAAGUUUGAGACCCCUGCUUUAGAAGUUUACUGUUCCACUUUUGGGUGAUGUGCAUUAUAUCCCAUAGAUGGUGAAGCUUUUUUCUACUGCUCCCUUAUUCCCAUCUGAUUUAUUUUAAAUACCAGAUAUCUUUCCUGACACAACUCCAAAGAGAUUUGGAGUGGACCACACUAUAGAGUCAAUACUCAAUUUGAAUUUAAUGGCAGAAAAGCAUCUCAUAUUUGACAGAGUGCCAUUUUUACCACUGUGUAGCAUCUCCUCUUUUAACAACAGUCUGUUAAUGUCUCAGAACUGAGGAGACCAGCUGCUGGACGUCUGGGAGAGGAAUGUUGUCUCAUUCUUGACUGAUAAAGGCUUCUGGCUGCUCGGCACUGCUGGGUCUGACGACGACGAUGAUGAUGAUGAUGCACCAAAUGUUUUUAAUCUGUGAAAAGUCUGGACUUUAGGCCAGUUCAGCACUUUUCUACUAUGAAGUCAUGCUGUUCUAAUAGAUGCAGAACUUAUCUUACUGAAAUUUGUAGUUCUUCCUGAAAAUGAAUGGCGGUGCAUGUUGCUCUAAAAACCUGUAUGUAUCUUUCAGCGCUGACGGUACUUUUCCGUGUGUGAGCUGCCAUUAGUCACUAAUGAACCCUUAUACUGUUAAAGAUGCAGGAUUUUGAACUGAGCACUGACAACAAGCCAGAUGGUUGAUCCUCUCUUUAGUUCAGAGGAUAUGGCAUCCAAAAGUUUUUAAAAACCAUUCCAAAUUUAAAUUUGUCUGACCACAGAACAGUUUUUCACUUUGCCUCAGUCCAUGUUUGAUGGGCUUUAGUCCAAAGAAGACUGUGGGAUUUCUGUAUUAUGUUCACGAUAGAGCUUUAACCUGCAUUUUUGGAUGGCACUGCAAACUAUGACCUGUUUCUGGAAGGGCUCCUGAGCCCACCUACUGAUUUUCAUGACAGAAUAGUGUCUGUUUUUAAUGCGGUGCUAUUCAAGAGCCCAAAGACCACACGCAGCCAGUAUGAAUUUUUGGCCUUGUCCUUUGCACAACAGAUUUCUCCAGAUUCUGUUUAUAAUAUU